AUGGAAGAAGGCAAGGAACAUGUGAAUUAUAUUGAUGGGAAUUCUACCAACAACGAAGCGUCUAAUCUGAAUGGUGUACAUCAAAAGAGAACUCUCAGGCACUGGAUGCAUCAACGUGCUGUCAAGCAGGUUUUUGGCGAUGGUACUACUCAAGAAUUUCCAUCUUUGGCUGAAGCACAACGCAUAACUGGGGUUAAAAGCCAAGGUAUUAGUUCA
This is a messenger RNA of Entrophospora candida, 216 nucleotides long. The record is from the annotation of a GenBank genome assembly. Lineage: Eukaryota; Fungi; Glomeromycota; Glomeromycetes; Entrophosporales; Entrophosporaceae.